UAACGCAGACCAGUCCUGAAGCAACAACUUGCAUUAGAGAGAGAGAAGCGCAUUCCAAACAUCCUGGCAUUGUUGCUCAGUGCUACCAGAAGACUCUGCAUUUUGUCAGCGUCUUCACCAAACAGGACUAUAUCAUCUGCGUAUUCUAAGUCGAUAAGUGGACCUCCUGGAUGGAGAUCAAUACCCGAGAACUCAGUCGACGAGAAAGUUAUUUCCAUCAGUAGAUCUAUGAUGAAGUUAAACAAAAAUGGGGAAAGUGGACAGCCUUGACGGACACCACUUGAGGUUGCAAAAGUAGAUGACAGUUCGCCAUAAGCUCUGACUCGACUAGUAGUGUUCGAGUAAAGAGCCUUUACAAGGUUUAUGUACUUCUGGGGUACGCCUUUCAAUGACAGACACUGCCAACUCUAAAUUCACUCAUAUCUUAGUUCACUAACUGUGGAGAUAAUGUCAUUUAAUCUAGUAAAUGUAUUAGUUCCUUGCUGUGUACCGAAGGAACAGUAUAUUUUGUAUUUUUACGAUGUUGACUGUUAAGCAUGUAGUUUGGUAGUUAUUUCAUUCGAGCUUUUCACAGUUGCUUAAUCUGUUGUUAUGAACUAGUUAUUUGUUCCAUCCUGACUAAAGUUUUACAACUGGGUAUUAAUUCUGCAGGUUGACUUUUAUUUAUUUAUUUGAACACAUAAAUAUUGGUACAAGAGAGCGCCACACAAAACAAUGAGAAUUUGAAGAGAAAGAAAGAAAACAGUAAGGAGCGUGAAAAAAAAGAGAACAAUAACGAAGAGGUUGGUUUAAGGUAGUGUAGUAACAAUAAUAGUAAUAAUGAGGGAACGGAAAGGUACAAUCAGAAGAAAUCUUUCAGUUAAGGGGGACACAACCACUUUUUAUGAAUAAAGUAAAAGAAGGUUACAGCAGGAUCGCCACUGGCUUCUAUUCUGAGCCAUAUCUGAUAACGUCUCUAGCCACUGUGUAGCACCAUCUCUCGGACCCCAACCAGGGAGUCGUGAAGGACCAACACAAGCCAGUCCUUUGUAGCUUUCUUUCAUACCACGACACCAUGCCAUACAUUGACCACCUCUCCGCUUCUUCCAACCAGUCCCAGAGUCGGCAAAUAAUGCACGACAUGGAGUUCUCUGGGACGACAUUCGGAGAACAUGUCCAAGCCACCGAAGUCGGUGUUUCAAGAUGGUAACAUCGAUUGCAUUAUCUUCUCUGUGCCCCGAACACACGAUGCCGAACCUCUGCAUUACUGACAUGGUGCUGCCACUGGAUGUCAGCAAUCCUUCGGAGACAGCGAUGAUCGAACACAGAGAGUCUUCUAACGUCCUCAACUCGGAGAGGCCAGGUUUCACAAGCAUAGAGCAAAACUGCUCUCACCGACGCGUUGUAGAUCCGACCUUUUACAGUGCUGUCGUUCUUUGCUUUACUUUGUGAAUUUCCAGUACUAGCGAAAUAAUCUGAUCGUUACAUUUAGGUCAGACUAUUUGUUUUCGAGUUUUCAUUUUCACAUAAAUAGAGUGAAGACAUACUUUUGUUAAUAAUUAUCAGUACAGACUAUGAGUCGGACCAACUAACUAAACCGGUUCGAAAAUAAGUCUUAUAGUGAUGUUGGUUGUGGCUUACUCUGCCUACAAUCUAUUGGACCUAGUGUCACAGUUUGAAACCGUCACACAUCGGUAUAGUGUUUUACCAGCUUAUAUCUCGGAUUUAGUCUGUGUUAAAUGUCACUAUGACUUUUUAUGCUAGAACAAGUAUUUUAGUUCAGGAAGAAUGAUAAAACGGAUUUUCUCGUAAGCCUGAAAUCUGCCUGCUAACGGGCUCCCAUGUGUCAUGCACUAACGAUGAUAUUUUCUUAGUCCUUAGAAGGAAAAUCAAUUGAGAAGACUGUAAUUAUUGACUGAAGUUUUAAAAGAUUCAGAGUGGUGUGUGCUGGCUGUUGUAUUACCGAACAUCGUAAGUCAGCAACUACUUGUGGUGCAUUAAAGGCACCUCGUAGAGCACUGAUCACCGACCAACAAUCUCUAGCCUAUUUCGUACCUAAGUCUCCAGUACAGUUGUUGCCAAGUCUUAUUCACUCUUUUGAUGUCUACCAAUAUUUAUGUGUUCGAAUGAAUAAUAAAUAAAUAAAUAAAUAUCUACCUCCGAUUCCCGGUGCAAUGUAUUCUUUAGUCUGCUUCUCUUCCUUUUGCCAUGAGGAUUUCAAGUCAGGGUUUGAUUUGUGAUGCAGUUCUGAAAUUUUUGCAAUGUGUGUCCUAUUCACCUCCAGCAUCUUUAACUUAAAGCUGAUUUUUCUUCUACCAUAGUUGUUGCAGACAGUGUUUGGCCAACAGAUCUGGAUUAACUUGGUUAAAAACUUUAUAUGCAAUUAGUUCCCUUUAUGAAUUAUGAACCUUAUAAAUAACUGUAUCAUCUUGAUGGUGUUUGUGGUAGUAUCAUAUCUGUGCAGUAGGGACUGUCUUGACGUUUGUAUUGAAAGAUUCUUUAGAGUUAUUAGCAUACAAACUUUGUAUCUCAUUUUGUCUACCUAAUAAAGAUCGACAAUAUUUGUAUCAUAGUUUACUGUUUAUUCUAGAUAGAUCAUUAGAAAAUACUUAUGACUUUAUAAACAGUACUAAUUAUGUGUUUCGUCGAUUGAAUAUUGCUCCGUCUGGAUGUCUUUCAUAAUUUACUGCAACUUUCACUUUUCUACUUUCAUUUCAGACCAACUAUCAUUGUACCAUCCAAGUUACUAUUUUCAAUUUCUCUUCUAUCUUCAUUGAAAAAAUAUUAAAUCACCAAUAUUCUACUUGAAAUAAAAUGAGUAGACUUAAGUUUGUACUAUUUGCGCAUCGUUUAUUAUCUCCCAUGUAUAUUGUUGAUCGUACCCUUCAAAUUCCAGCUCAUUUAUUUGUAAAUAAGAUUAAUGUUUUCUCGACACAAAUAAAACGAUUUGCCGGUCAUGCUCACUGGCAAAAUGUGAAACAUAUCAAAGAAGCUGGUGAUCGUGAAAAAGCUCAAACUGCACUAUAUUACAUUAAGGCUGCACAGAAAGCAAUUAGAGAUGGUGGAGGAAUCCGUGAUCCAAAGAAAAAUUCAAAAUUAGCUGCAGUUUUAGCUGAGGCUAAAACAAAAUCUGUCCCCUUUUCUACCUUCGAUAAACUAUUAAGUACAGAUAAUCAAAUUGAACCGUAUAUAAUCGAAAUAAAGGCUCCUGGUGGAUUAUUUGUGAUUGUAGAAAGUCGAGCUAAACACGUUGCCAAUGAGCGUCAACGUGUCUGUUCUAUCGCAAAAAAAUAUGGUUUCUCUCUUGUUCCUGCUGGCGAUAUAGCUGAUAAGUUCUUCGAUCAUAUUGGUUUAGUCACUGUCUCUGCUAAAUCUAGUAAGCAGUUAUCAGAUUUAGAUGCGGCAACUAAUUUGGGCAUUGAAAUCGGAGCGAAAGAAGUUGAAUUAAGUUCUAGUGAAGAUCAGCGUUAUCAUUUUCAUUGUGAAGUGCAUGAAAUUGAAAAUUUACGUCAAUCCCUUGAAACUAUACAUCAUAUUCCAGUUAUUAAUACACAAGAUAUAUAUUCUCCUAAAAUAUUUGUUCCUAUUCAUCAUGAUGUACGUCAAACAUUAGAUGAAAUGUAUGAUAAAAUAAAAACUUCACUUGAAUAUGUUGAUAGAAUAUUUGAUAAUGUAAUCAUUAAUCAAUAAAUCAAUAUUUAUGUAUCUAUGUGAAAAAAAAUCAAUUGAACUCUAUAAAUGAACAUCGUUUCCUAUGAAUAAAACUUUUAUACAAAAAGAAAAAAAGAGAGAGAGAGGAAGAAUAGUUUAUUAUACAACAUUUUGUAUUGUACUUAUUUCCAGUUAUAUUUUAAAGAAAACAAACUUGGACUAGAUUGCUAAUGUGAAACAUUCAAUUGACUUUCAAUUCUUUCGUUAAGAUUUUACAAAUAUAUAUUCUUCCUCUUUAGAGUUGAAAAAUUCUCAUAAUUUUCUCUUUUGCUUUCUCUCUUCUUUGUACAUUAAUGUCAUUUAUAUUAAACAGAAUCAAUUAAAUAUCCUUAGAAAUGUCCUAGUAUGUUAGUUACCCCCCCCCCAAGUGACCGAUGAUGGGGAGAGUUAGCUUUUCCUCUCGAAAUGCUCUCACAUGGUCAUGCGUAUACAGCCACUGCUAGGGAAGUUCUACUCACUGCCUUCUUGAGGCAUUACUGUUGUUUACGAAAUUAAAAGGAUGAAACAGUGAAUGUAUGGCGCUUUAACCGGAUUGUUGGUACAAAGGGUCACCUAAUACAUAUGUGGUACACUGAACAUUCAUUCUGAAUUCAAUGAUUACCGAACAUAACCAAUAUCAGGUUAUCUAGUCCUUAAUGCUAUUUAAAUUCAAGCGAAUAGAUUGUAAUGUAAACCAAAUAUCUUGACGGUAACGUAGAUUCAAAUGUCACAGUAAUAUCAGUCCAUUAAAGAUUGUACAAUCAAAUUAUGCGUAGUCCAACGGCCCAUUCAAAGCAAGUAAGCCAAUCGACUGAUGAACAGGAAACUUGAAAAUAAUAUCAGCAAAAAGUAAAUUUCCUCCUCUGAAUUAUCUUCAUCAUUCCAAAAUAACAAUUAGAUGGAAUACUUUUGAACUUAAUUAGUCUGAUUUAUAAAAAGACAAAUAUACGACACGUGCAUACAAGUUGACUUAGUUCUAAUAUUCUAGUAUUUAUAAUCCCGAUCAAAUGAAGAAAAAUCUAAGGACCAAUACCUGGCCGGAAUUUCUAAAGAACUCAACCAAAUCUAAACACCAGCCAAUCGUUAUUCUCAAUCAAAACAGAGGCACUCGCAUACACAACAUUUGAGUUUGGACAAUAUUUACCGAUUAAGAUGAAUCCACUUCGUUUUCCACUAUUCUUUUUAUUUGUUUGUAACUAUUGUAUGAAUUAAAAUUAUUUCGACGCGCAAUUGUAGUUUUUUGGUCACUGUCAUUGAUUUCAUAAAAAAGCGGAUUUUCUUUUUUCAUCAUAUUUCAUAUGUCAAAGAGUAAGAAUCGCCAACACAUAGACAAUAGCUCAAACAUACUAGCUGGAAUGAGAACUCAACGUAAUACUAUAUAACUGAUUCCGACUCCUGAUCAUCCCAGUCUAUAAGAGAACGCGGAUACAACAAAACCAAAUUCUUAACAGUCCAUUCAUCUUUUCUUUUUUACGAUCACUAAUACUAUUGCUUUGCUUUGUAUAUUUAAUCACUGUACCGAUGUAAUAUAAUAGCCUGAGCUAAUGCGUGCUUGUGUUAGGCUCCAUAUUGGUUAUAACUGAUAUGAGUAUAUUGACACUAUUACUUACUUACUUACUUACUUACUUACUUACUUACUUACUUACUUACUUACUUACU
Molecule: messenger RNA, 5328 nt
Organism: Schistosoma haematobium
Lineage: Eukaryota; Metazoa; Platyhelminthes; Trematoda; Strigeidida; Schistosomatidae
Product: Translational activator of mitochondrially encoded cytochrome c oxidase I
Exons: 4
Coding region: 2794-3669 (291 amino acids)
Cellular component (GO): mitochondrion
Source: RefSeq, a predicted model, not a curated record